Molecule: messenger RNA, 2591 nt
Organism: Penaeus chinensis
Lineage: Eukaryota; Metazoa; Arthropoda; Malacostraca; Decapoda; Penaeidae
Product: SET and MYND domain-containing protein 4-like
Exons: 17
Coding region: 1-2412 (803 amino acids)
Molecular function (GO): protein binding
Source: RefSeq, a predicted model, not a curated record
AUGACCACAGAAGCAGUUGACAGCGAGGACGACCAACCUCCCAGACACCCAAGGAAAAACGAAACCGGCAGGAACGUCACCAAUCAUAACCUGACAACAACUGAAGACACGCCAAUAUACGGAAAAAGUUGGCUAAGAGGAGUCAUGGAGCCAUUCAGCUGCCAGCCACUGCUCGACCGCUUCACACACCUGUUGGUGAAGACUGGUGCUCUGGAGGACUUCAGCAGGGCUUCAACUCCACUUGACAAGAUUAGCUACUGUUUAGAGGCGGAAAUGACGUAUGGAGCUGAUAUCAAAGUGAAAAUAAGGAAAGAAAUUGAUCAGCUUUUGGAGGCUCUAUAUCAGAAGUGCACAGAACAUGUGAAAUCAGAAUCUUUAGCUCUAGAAGCAAAAACAAAAGGAUCUAAGGCCUACCUUAAGAAGAAAGAUUUAGAAGCCCUCAAAGCCUAUACAGAAUGUCUUUGCUUGGCUCCAGCAAACUCAACUAUCAUUCCGUUAGCAUAUGCUAACCGCUCAGCUGUUCUUUAUCAGAUGGCAAAAUAUGAGGAAUGCCUUCAAGAUAUGGAGCGAGCGGAAAAGACAGGCUAUCCUGCUGCUAUCUUCCAUAAAUUGUUGACUCGUCGUUGCUCCUGCUAUUUAAACAUGCAGAACAAAGAGAAAAUUCAGCUGUCAUUGGAACACUGCCGUAGGCACAUAUGUAAAGUUCCCAUAGAAGCUAGAGAAAAAUUCAAAAAAUCUGUAGAAGAUUUAGAACAGAAAGCAUUAGGCAUUCUUGCUGGAUCUAAAAAUGUCCCAAGCAGUUACAGUGAUGUAGACUGUCCAGCACUUUUUAAUGGGGAAAACAAUACAGUGAAAUAUAUGAGCAGUUCAUUGGAAAUGAGAGUCAGCUAUGAGUUAGGUCGUCAUGUAAUAGCAAACCAGAAAAUCAGCAAGGGUUCUGUAGUAUUUGCUGAGAGACCAUAUGCUGCUAUACUCUUACCUGAGUAUCUCUACACACACUGUCAAACCUGCUUUUCUCCAGUAUCAAACCCUAUCCCCUGCUGUGAGUGUCGUGAUGUUGUGUAUUGUAGUGAGCUGUGCCAGAGUCAGGGCCAGGCCUUCCACCAGUAUGAAUGUGGCAUCCUCCAUAUCCUCUCAUCUGUUGGCAUUGCACAUCUGGCUGUCCGCAUCAUCCUGGUGACAGGGUGGAAACUCCACUGUGAUAUUAGGAAUGAAUCCUUGAAAGGGAGGGUGGCCGGAGUGGGAGACUCUGGUGUGUACAAUGGCCGGAAUUUGUCUGAUGGUUAUCGAGCCGUCUACCAUCUCUUGCCUCACUUUGACAAUUGUCUCCCAGAGGAUCAGCUACAGUAUUGCAUUGCUGCAAUAAUCCUAGCAAUAGCUAUCCUUGACAAGACAAGCUUCCUGAAACACAAUGAGGACAUGCAGAAGGAUUCAGCACCACUUGAUAUCCCACACUUGGCCUCUGCAAUCAUGAGACAUAUUGCGCAGCUUGUUUCCAAUGCCCAUGCUGUCACACAAAUCACAACUGAUUCCAAAAGUGCAGGCAGUAUGAUCCAGCAUGUGGCUCAAGCUAGAAUUGCUUCUGCCAUUUACCCGACUGCAAGCCUCAUGAAUCACUCGUGUAAACCCAACAUCAUCAACAGUUUCUACAAGGAUAAGCUGGUUAUUCGCACAAUUGAAGAUGUUGAGAAUGGCAACCAUAUAAGCAACUGCUAUGGUCCACAUUACUGUCGACAAACUCGGGAAGAGAGACAGCAGUCCUUGAGACAGCAGUACUUCUUUAAGUGUAGAUGUGAACCAUGUGUAAACCCGGAGUAUAUACGGAAAGAGGCAGCAUGGAGUGGUUUUCACUGUGAAGCAUGUGAUGGUGUUGCCACCUGGACUGGGGACAAGAAAAGUACCUUUGGUAUUAUUGAGGAAGAAGGUGUUCUGCUGUGUCUGCAGUGCCACAGGCUUGGAAGACCUUAUCAGCAUUUCAUUGAGACCUGUAGGCUAGUCAUCGCUCUCCAGGAACAGGCUGAAGAGGAUUUACUAAAAGGAGAUAAAUCUUCAGCCAUCACUGGUCUUAGGAAAGCAAUUGCUUGUGGCAGCAAAGUUUAUUUGGCAGAAAAUGAGUAUUUUGUGUCACUGCAAGAUACAUUGGCACGGUGUUUAGGUGAAGCAGGAGACUAUGAAGGCUGUUGCCAAGAACUAAGAAAGUGUCUGCAAGUCACAGAAUCUCGCUUUGGAGCAGAAAGCAUUGAGCUCGGACAUGAGUUGCUGAAAUAUUCAGAUGCUUUGGCACUGGCCUUGGCUGGUAAUAAAAGACAUGAAGAUUUACUUUCAAAAGUGAGAAGGAGAGUAGAUGAGAUCUUCACUCUGAAUUAUGGGCCUCAUUGGAAGAAGUAUAUGGGUACUGAACUGAAGAAUUAAGAUUAAUGUUAUUGCGUAACAAAUAAUCAAUGAAUAACUGUAAAUUACUUGGUUCAUUGUAAUAAAUCCUACAUAUUCUUCACACUAUCACUGGUUUAACGACUAGGCAAAAUCUUUACUACCCAUACCAUUGAAUGUAUAUGAUUAAUUCAAACAAGAUGAAUAAAAAACAUAAAAAU